AUGGCGGGGCUGCGGGCCAGGCGGGGCCCGGGCCUGGGGCUGCUGGCGCUGUCCAUGCUGGGCUUCUGCCUAAUGCUGCAAGUCAGUGCCAAGAGGCCCCCCAAGGCGCCCCCCUGCCCGCCCAGCUGCUCCUGCACCAGGGACACCGCCUUCUGCGUGGACUCUAAGGCAGUGCCCAGAAACCUGCCCUCGGAGGUCAUCUCCCUGACGCUGGUGAAUGCUGCCUUCUCCGAGAUUCAGGAUGGAGCGUUUUCCCACCUGCCGCUGCUGCAGUUCUUGUUACUCAACUCCAACAAGUUCACCCUGAUUGGAGACAAUGCCUUCACAGGACUGUCGCACCUGCAGUACCUCUUCAUUGAGAACAAUGACAUCUGGGCACUCUCCAAGUUUACCUUCCGAGGACUCAAGUCCUUGACACACCUCUCACUGGCCAACAAUAACUUGCAGACACUGCCUCGAGACAUCUUUCGACCCCUGGACAUCCUGAGUGACUUAGAUCUCCGGGGCAACUCAUUCAACUGUGACUGCAAGGUGAAGUGGCUGGUGGAGUGGUUGGCACACAUCAACACUACAGUGGCCCCCAUCUAUUGCAACAGCCCGCCCCGCUUCCAGGAGCACAAGGUGCAGGAUCUGCCACUGCGGGAGUUUGACUGCAUCACCACGGAUUUCGUGCUGUACCAGACCCUGUCCUUCCCGGCAGUGUCAGCUGAGCCCUUCCUUUACUCCAGUGACCUUUAUUUGGCUCUGGCCCAACCAGGUGCCAGCGCCUGCACCAUCCUCAAGUGGGACUAUGUUGAACGACAGCUGCGAGACUAUGAUAGAAUCCCAGCCCCCUCGGCAGUGCACUGCAAGCCCAUGGUGGUGGACAGCCAGCUGUACGUGGUCGUGGCACAGCUGUUUGGUGGCUCUUACAUUUACCACUGGGAUCCCAACACCACGCGCUUCACCAAGCUGCAGGACAUCGACCCCCAGCGUGUGCGCAAACCCAAUGACCUAGAGGCCUUUCGCAUCGACGGGGACUGGUACUUUGCCGUGGCCGACAGCUCCAAGGCAGGUGCCACCAGUGUCUACCGCUGGCACCAGAAUGGCUUCUACUCCCACCAGGCCCUGCAUGCUUGGCACCGAGACACUGACCUUGAGUUUGUGGACGGUGAGGGUAAGCCCCGGCUGAUUGUGUCUAGCAGCUCCCAGGCACCAGUCAUUUACCAGUGGAGUCGCACCCAGAAGCAGUUUGUGCCCCAGAGUGAGGUGACCCAGGUGCCUGAUGCCCAGGCAGUGAAACAUUUUCGCGCCGGCCGUGACAGCUACCUUUGCCUCAGCCGCUACAUCGGUGACUCCAAGAUCCUGCGCUGGGAGGGCACCCGUUUCUCAGAGGUGCAGGCCCUGCCCUCCCGGGGCUCGCUGGCCCUGCAGCCCUUCCUGGUGGGUGGCCGCCGAUACCUGGCACUGGGCAGCGACUUCUCCUUCACCCAGAUCUACCAGUGGGAUGAGGGGCGGCAGAAGUUUGUGCGGUUCCAGGAGCUGGCUGUGCAGGCCCCUCGGGCCUUCUGCUACAUGCCUGCUGGGGAUGCCCAGCUACUUCUGGCCCCCAGCUUCAAGGGACAAACGCUUGUGUACCGACAUGUUGUGGUGGAUCUCAGUGCCUAG
Trichechus manatus latirostris (Florida manatee) is the source of this 1647-nucleotide messenger RNA. It is a transcript of the gene LGI3, whose product is annotated as leucine rich repeat LGI family member 3. NCBI's taxonomy places the organism in Eukaryota, Metazoa, Chordata, Mammalia, Sirenia, Trichechidae. Gene Ontology annotation, cellular component: synaptic vesicle. The coding region runs from base 1 to 1647 and encodes 548 amino acids. The transcript has 8 exons. The record is from RefSeq and is a predicted model, not a curated record. Gene Ontology annotation, biological process: regulation of exocytosis. Gene Ontology annotation, molecular function: protein binding.